Molecule: messenger RNA, 1998 nt
Organism: Penicillium macrosclerotiorum
Lineage: Eukaryota; Fungi; Ascomycota; Eurotiomycetes; Eurotiales; Aspergillaceae
Product: LIM domain-binding protein
Exons: 4
Coding region: 1-1998 (665 amino acids)
Biological process (GO): negative regulation of transcription by RNA polymerase II; positive regulation of transcription by RNA polymerase II
Cellular component (GO): transcription regulator complex; nucleus
Source: RefSeq, a predicted model, not a curated record
AUGGGUGGAAUGCCCCCAGGAGCUGGGACCACUGGCCCUGGGGGCCCCGUGCCGAACGCCCAUGCUCUCUCACAUCUGAAUCCCGCGCAGGCGCAUAUGUUUCAGCAACAGGCCUUUCCACAAAACUUCGCGAACAAUCCCCAGUUAAUGCAACAACAUCAUCAACAGCAGUAUCUCCGACAGCGAAUGAUGAUCCAGCAGCAGCAGCAACAGCAGCAACAGCAGCAGCAACAGCAACAGCAACAGCAUGGCCUCCCUGUAUCAUUGCCAAAUGGUACUCAGGGUCUCAAUGCUGCCCAGCUGGCUGCAAUGCAGGCGAACCCCGGAAUGCGACCCGUCAACUUGCAAAUGCACCUCCAGCAGCAGGUGCCCCAUGGCCAGCCUCAAAACCUCCAGCAGCAGCAACAACAGCAACUGUUUGCUAUUCAACAGGCACAGGCACACCAGGUGCAGCAGCAACAGCAGGCGAAUAAUGGCCAGCACACCCCACAGCGCUCCUCGGCGCAGCCUCCAAAUAUGCACGAAACCCAGAGCGCUACCCCCCAAUCCCAGCAUGGUCCUCCGCCGCAGAGCGGCACGCCUCAGCCGAAUCAAACUUCGCAACCUCCUUCCACCCAACCUCCGCAACAACAAGUUGGACCACAGCAAGCCCAGGCUACUCCAAACCCUCAGCCACAGCAGCUCCCUCAAACGUCGCAACCGGGACAGCAGCCGGGACAACCCGGCCCUCAAGGACAACCUCAGCAGGGCCCUCAGGGCCAGCAAGUCCAACAGGUGGGACAGCCAAACCAGCAGGCAAUGACUGCCCAAGAGGCCCAACUCAAGGCCCAGCAGCACCAGAAUGCUACCUUGAUGAUGCAGCAAAGGAUGAACCGACAGGGCAACAGUAUCUUGUUUCUCCACUCAUAUGCGGAAUACUUGAGUGGUUUCCAGAGCCGUGGCGAAGCACAAGAUCUCUUGUAUUGGCAAAACUUUGUCGACAAAUUCUUUGCCCCUGGUGGUGUAUUGCGCCAAGGUGUUUGGAACGCUCAAGCCGGGUCCAAGCAGUUUGAGAUCUCUACUCCCGCUUUGGCGAGAUACUAUCUCACCCAGUAUACAAGUGGCAUUCGCCAGAUUCAGAUGGUUGUGGAAGGUGCCCGGGAACGAGACAUGCCCAAUGUGGGCCACAUUGUAGAGAGCCAGCGGACUUCAUUUAUCUACUGGUUUACGAACGAUUGCCAGCUCUUCACCCAAUGUCAACUGCGUGCUCACUUUGAUAUGAGCAACAAGAUUGAGAUGCUUGACAUCACUGUCACCAGCCAUAAUGAAUUUAUUCCUCGGAGUCUGCUCCAGUCGAUGGAGAUUGCCGAGCAGAAGCAGAGCCCUAAGCUUACCAAGAACGCGAAGCGGGCACAAAAGCAGGCCACUUCAAUUCCUUUGCCGGAGUCUAUGGUCACUGCCAAUGGCGUUCCUACCCCGGUUAUGGGAUUCCUAGAAGUUGCAGAGACGAUCUCGCAGAUGCAAAUGCUGUUCCAGUUUUCGCAGCAGAACCCCCAUUUCUCUCCCCCAGAAGCCCUCCGAAACCUCGUUGGUACCCUUCAGACCCAGCAUCCUAAUGCCGGAUUUAUCACCCCCAUGAACCCUGGCAUGCAGCCAGUUCCCAAUGUGCGGAACCCUAGUGUGAAUGGACCCUCCCAAUUCGCCUCUCCUGCCAUGGCUCACCUGGGCCUUCCGGGGCAACAGGGCUCGCCUCAUCUCACUGGUUCUGCACACGCUAGCCCUGCUCAAAGUCAGCUUGCUGGGCCUCCAGGCAUGCAAGGUGGGGUCCAGCCGUCUCCGGUUGGUGUGAACAAUAGUCCCAAUGUGGGUGGCAACAAACGCCGCCGCGCGAGCACGGUCAAGAUGGAGUCUGAAGAUGGAGGUGCCGGCGCUGAAGUGAAUGGCACUGCCCCUCAAGGCUCUGGCAAAGUCAAAGCCAGCCCUCGAGUACCGAAACGACAGAAAGGAGCUGCCGCUUGA